CUGUGCUCAGUGGCUCUGAACCAUGCAGCUGUUGCUCUGCGCGCUGGCUGGGCUGACCCUGCUCGGUGACGGGGCAGGCGAGUGGGGCCGGGGAUCCAGGGACACCCCGGGAUGGCGAGCUGCUGAGUCCCCCAGUUACUCCAGAGAAGAUGUAGCUUGGAGCCAAGGCUGUGACAGACAUGGGGCUGUCCAAGGCCGUUUAAAUAUCAUGGAAGAGACAGUGGAGAAGACAGUUGAGCACCUGGAGGCAGAAGUGAUGGGCCUCCUGGGCCUACUGGAGGAACUGGCUUCGAAUCUACCCCCAGGGCCCUUCAGCCCUGAACCAGACCUGCUAGGAGGUGAUCACUUCUGACCACCAGGGGGCAGUGGAGCCUGGCAGCUGAAGUCAUCCCUCUGAGAACCAAGCCAGGCCUUCUUGCCUUCUGGCCCACCUUUGUGUAAAAUAAAAGCCAUUACUCAGGCC
Molecule: messenger RNA, 463 nt
Organism: Phodopus roborovskii (desert hamster)
Lineage: Eukaryota; Metazoa; Chordata; Mammalia; Rodentia; Cricetidae
Gene: Plac9
Product: placenta associated 9
Exons: 4
Coding region: 23-352 (109 amino acids)
Source: RefSeq, a predicted model, not a curated record